Polistes dominula (European paper wasp) is the source of this 3411-nucleotide messenger RNA. RefSeq lists its product as uncharacterized. The record is from RefSeq and is a predicted model, not a curated record. Lineage: Eukaryota; Metazoa; Arthropoda; Insecta; Hymenoptera; Vespidae. Gene Ontology annotation, biological process: protein deubiquitination. Gene Ontology annotation, molecular function: cysteine-type deubiquitinase activity.
UAAUUUGAUUUGCAUAUACUGGUCAGUGUCCAUGUUUUUAUAUCUCCGUCGGUAAAACAGAUUCGCGGCAUUUGUAUAAUUUGAAAUUUUUGUCCACUCUAUACAUGCAAUAUGGUUCGUGUAUGUAAGUACGUACAAUGUGAAAAUUGUAACAAAAGUAUUAUUCGAGCAUUAUUAUUUUGACAACUGGUGUAAAGUGAAUUAUAAUAUUAAAUAGAUUGAUGUUAUUAAUCUAAAUGUUUUACAAUAUAUGUAGAUGCAAGUGAGAAACAGGUUACAUGCAUUCAUAUGCGUGUUAAUCUAUCAAAUUAUAAUUUACAACCUCUCUAAUUUUUGUCUUUGACAAAAAAAAGAAAACUGUCAAUCAUGUCUAAGGCAUUAAAUUCAUAUAACAGUUUUGAACAAUUAAAAGAAAAAGCACACGUCAACUAUGCAGGAAAAAGUUUUUCAGCUAUAUAUGAGAGGCUUCCUCAGAUGUAUAGGAUUGCUCAAGAUAGUUUAGCAGAAGGAGAUAAAGCUAAAGCAUUUAUAUUUUUAACAAGAUGGUUAGAUGGUAUGAAAUGGUUAAAAAGUAAAGAUUUGAAAUUUGAUGCACGGAAGAACAAUGCUGAUUUGAUGAAAAAUGUUGAACAAACAAUAAAAAGUUUGACGGAGCAAUUAAAAGCGGAACAUAGUCAAAAAUUAAAAAAGGCAUUCCUUAAUAGAGAUGAUACCAUUGAUCAAAUGAAUUUAAAUAUUGUUCCACCUAAUGACAUACCAUUGGAAUUUCCAGAAACACCAACAGAUGAUCCAUUGAAUACAGAAACAGAAGAAUUUAUAUCUUGCAAUCAGUUACAUAAAAUAAUGCUAAAAGAAGAUUUAAGAUUUUUAAUAAUUGAUGUCAGACCACGAACCGAUUAUGAAGUGUCACAAAUAGAUACACCUAAAUGUAUAAACAUUCCAGAAAAUGAAAUUGUAUUAGGUAAAACGGCAAGUCAUUAUGAAAAGAAUCUUGCAAAACAUACAGAAUGGAAAAUACUAUUUCGUAAUCGAGGAUCACGAUAUGUGGAUACACUAGUUUUAUUAGAUUGGAAAACUAAGAAAGAUUCAUUAGUAUCUUCUAGUCCUAUUAAUAUAUUUAAAGAGACAUUAUUAAAUUGGGAUCCAAGUAAUAAAUAUAAAAGGAUAGUAAUAUUGGAUGGUGGUUAUAAUGAAUGGUUAUCAAGGUAUCCUGCAUGUACAACGAAUCCUAAGAUUUCAAUUUCUCACUCAGAUGAUGUGGAUAAUGAUAUUAUGGAGGAUUUAGUGUUAGAUAGUUAUCCUAUAUUAAUGGAUAAGGAUGACGAUAAUAUUAUUAAAAAACAAACUCAAAUGAAAUCUAAUACUAUACAAGAUAAAGUUAAUAUUCAAAAUCUUUUGGAGGACAACAAUUUUGAAAGUAAAAUAAAUAGUACAUCAAAAUUUGCAACAUUGUCUAAUAAUAAUAUUAAUUUGUCUGUGCAUUCAUCGUCUGGAAAAACUACUAGCAUUUAUAAUAAAUCUACAUAUGAUGAGAUCAUAAAUCGAGACAAAAAUAGUCCUACCAAAUUAUUACAACAUAAUACAAUAACUAAACCAAUCAUUGAUAGAAGUAAUAAACCUACUUCAUUGAAGACGUCUGAUCCUAAUUCAAAAGAAGUGUUACGUUUAAUGAAAGAGUUAAAUGAAUCUGGUAGAAAAAUGGAAAAGUUAGAACAAAAGAUUUAUGAUACAGAAACAACUCUGUAUAAUCAAAAUAAAAGUUUUAAGGAAGAUACAACGAUACAUACAGAUUUGGAAUCAAUGAAUUCUGAACUUAACAUAUUGCAAACAGCUCAUAAUAUAAAUGAGAAAGAGUUGAGUAAAUAUAAAGAAGUAGGUAAGUUACAAUUUUCUAAUGAAGAUCAAGAAGAGAAACGUAAGCUUGAUUUUGAUCUUCUUAAAGUACGACAACGUUUGAAAGAUAUUAGUGGACAUAGAAAACGAUUGCAUGAAAGAUCUAUAGAAAAAGAUCAUAAAGAAGUAUUCAUUAAACAAAAUGACAAAGAUGUUCAUAUGGAACCUCUUAAAACUGAUGGUUCUAUCAGUACUGGUUUAGAACGUUCACAUUCUAGUCCAAAUUUAAUGCAAAUGAGAGAUCACAAAGCACCAGAAGUAGACAGAUCUUCUAAACCACAAAUUUCUUCACAAUACCAACAUAGUUUUAAUAAUGAAAUUAAUAGACUUCAACGAUUUAAUUGGGGAAGUAUUGAAGAAAAAUUGACCCCUAUACAUGGGAAUGUACAUCCAGGUAUAACUGGUCUAAAGAAUUUAGGUAAUUCUUGUUAUAUGAAUAGUAUCAUACAGUGCCUAAGUAAUACACCAAAGUUAUCAACAUAUUUCAUUGAUAAUUUAUAUGCUGACGAUUUAAAUAGAAAUAAUGAUAACAUUUCACAAACUCAAGUAGUAACAAAUGUUGCUGAAGUAAUCAAAGCACUUUGGACAGGACAAUAUAAAAGAAUAUCUCCACAUUGUCUUAAGGCUGCUAUUGGACAAUAUAAAGUUCAAUUUAAUAGUUACGAACAACAGGAUUCUCAUGAAUUUUUGACAUUCCUUUUAGAUUGGAUGCAUAGUGAACUUAAAAAGAAAAUAAAAAUACAAAUAAAUAAUAAAAUCACUACUGCUGAAAAGGAAUGGGAUAAAGCUAUGGAUUGUCAAGAAUCAAUUAUUUCUGAAUUAUUUUUUGGACAAUUAAGGUCAACUAUUACAUGUAGUUCAUGUCAAAAAGAUAGCACAACUUAUGAGACUUUUAAUAGCUUGACUAUGUCAUUGCCACAUACAAAUAGAUGUACAUUGGAUGAUUGCAUACAAAAAUUUGUAACAGGACAGAAAGUGGUUGGUUGGAAAUGUCCUAAAUGUCAAGCACCACGUGAAGCAACAAAAAAGUUUGAUUUUAUAAAACUUGCACCAAUCAUUGUGAUACAUUUAAAUCGUUUUGCUGAAAGUGGUGGUUGGCUUGAGAAAAGAAAUACUACGGUUGAUUUUCCUUUAAAAGAAUUUAAUUUAAAACCAUAUCUUAUUACGGAUCAUGAUGCACCUAUAAACAAUGCACGCUUUUGUACUUAUAAUUUAUACGCCAUGUCUAAUCAUUAUGGAACAAUGGAAGGUGGUCAUUAUACUGCAUUUUGCAAAAAUAGUAAUCAGAAUAAAUGGUAUAAGUAUGAUGAUCAAACUGUAACAGAAGUAUCACCGAGUCAAGUUAAAUCUCAGAAUAAUAGUGCCUAUUUACUUUUUUAUACAUCCUUAUCGAAUACAUACAUUUAGUACAAGGAUAGUAAAUUAAUUGUACAAAAGAUUUCGCUUGUUGAUGCUUUCUUUUGUUUGAAAAAGGAAGAAAUAUCUUUUUCAAAGUUAUGUAAAUUUUCAUUUUUUUGU